AGGCCCUCAAUAAAGCCUUCUAAUACUCAGUAGCGAUCAAACUUCAUUGCAAAAUUAAUAUUUGUUAUUGUUUGCGAGAUACUAAAUGCCUUCAGAUGCGUUCUUCGCCAAACGUGUAACGCGAAGCUGAGAUAUAUUCGCGCAUCGGAUUAGAAUUGCGCCUACUUUCACCGCACUCGAAAUAAUAAACUAAGCCAUGAUGAGGGAAUCGGCGCACGAUAUCAACAUGGAUACCUGGAAGCAGUGGAUCCUCGAGGCCAUAUCGAAGAUCAGGUCCCAGAAACAGAGGCCCUCCGUGCAGAGGAUUUGCCAGGCAAUCGGCACACACCACAAGUUCCACGAGGAUAUUGUGGCCGAGAAGCUGGAAAAAGCUGUCGAGUCGGGAGCCGUCAUCAAGGUCUACAACAAGGGACUGCACUCCUACAAGGCCCCGAUGGCCAAGCGUCGCGUCAAGGUGGACAAGAACACCAAUCUGUACAAGCUGGUGGCCAAGGCGGUUCACGACCUGGGCGAAUGCGAGGGGUCCACCAUCAAGAGCAUUGAGAACUACAUUCAAAAGUUCAACUGCAUCGAUUUGUCGCCCAAUGUGGACUUCAAGGCCGUCAUUAAGGCAUCCAUCAAGAAGGCCGUGGAUGCCGGCUUUCUCAUCCAGGAGGGAAAGCUAUACAAGAAGGGCAAAUCCUUGACAACUCCACGGAAAUGUGCACCCGUCUCGGAUGUGGUCAUAAAAGGCGAGGAGUCCUGCACCCACUGCUCGGGAAAUUCGCAGAAGAACCUCAACGGUAUCCCAGAGCCCUUGAGCUCCUGCAAGCAGUGUGGGAUCUCGUUGCACACCACCUGCGCGAAUAUCGCCGGCAGGUGCAAGUCGCAAUCCUACGUGCUGCUCUACAUGCUCGUCACCAAGGGCACGAUCUGGGAUUGCCAGAACUGCGCGGAUUGUGCCGUCUGCAAAAUGCGAAACCGGGGCCCUUGUCUGCUGCAGUGCUUCGUGUGCAAGGACCACUUUCACUUAACUUGCCUUGAUACGAUUCCAGACAAGAAGCCGAAGCAUCCAUACAGGUGUAAAACGUGCUGCAAACAAGGCCUAGAUACGCCGAAGUUGGUUAAGAAAGACAAUUCAAGAAUAAAAAUGGAAACUGAGAGAAUCACCCCCUCGGAUAAAUAUGCCUCCAAUAAGCGCCAAUCCAUCAAAAGGGACGGCAACAUCGAGAGUCCUUCGACCUCAAAACUUUGCGUCUACAACGAUGGCAACGGCCAGAGAAGAAAAAUGCCCGCCAGCAUGAGCUCUAGGAAACUGAACCACAGUGAGGACCAGUUCGAGUUCCCCAGCAAGCAAAAGAGGUCGCAAAUAUUACAGGGAGGCUACUUGGCUAGCCAGGAAACGCGGAAGCGAACCUUUUCGGAUCUGUCAUCCACGAGUUCGUCCAGCGAGAGUGAAGACGAAGACGAUGAGGACGACGACAGGAACAGAAAUGGCGAUGACAACGAUCAAGACGAGAGCACGUCCUCGGACUCGUGCACUUCAUCCAGCUCAGACUCGGACUCCAGCGAGAGUUCCAGCGACAGUUCCGAAUGCGAUGACGAAAACGACGAGGAAGACUACGACACAGAUCGCAGCACGCUGAAGGGAAAGAUCUUUGAGAAUGACAAGCAGAGCUGCGCUAAACUCAAUACCGGCGAUGGCCUAGGCUCCCCGCAAAACAAUGAAUUGGGCAGUGAGAAUUGGGGGUUUGCUGCCGUGGCUAAAAACCCCAUUGACAUAUUUGUGAAAUCUAAGAACAAUAGCAGUGUCAAAGGAAUCGGUUACUCCAAGCCAACAGCAAGCACGUUUGCCACGUCCCCCGCAGCAAAUAGAGCGCAAAAGAGCACUCCAGUAGCUUCGUCUACUCCCGAGAAGAACUCUACACCAAUUGGCGGCAUGACCAUCAAGCGUCAGACUGCCAAUGGGCAGAAGAAAAAGAUUGUUCCCUUGAAGAGCAUGCCCCUGGAAGCGGGCAAGUCGUACGAAAAGUGCGAGGACGACAUUCCGUAUCUAACAGAGGAGACUGUUAUGAAAGUUCAACUGCUGGAGGAGAUUGAACGAUGCAGAGAAACCCACAGCGAAGCUGAUGGGAAGCGGGAAAAUAACAACGAUGAGGAAGUGCCUGAGGAAAGCACAAAGCGGACCAAUCCCUUUGAGAACCAGCCCCUUCCGCCUGGCGUCACCGCCACGGACGUGGAAUUGUAUCAAGAAGUUCUCCACAAGGCCGUCGUUCAAAUGUCCAAUAAUCAUAUAGAGAAGGUAAACGAUGUCAGCCUGAAAUCCGGUCAGCACACCCAGAGUCCCAAGUCGAUCCAAAUUGGAAAGUGGGACAUUGAAACCUGGUACUCCAGCCCAUUUCCGCAAGAGUACGCCAGGCUACUGAAGUUGUUUUUGUGCGAGUUCUGCCUCAAGUACACAAAGAGUCGUUCUGUGCUGGACAGACAUCAGAACAAGUGCAUUUGGAAGCAGCCCCCAGGCACUGAAAUAUUCAGACAGGGAAACAUAUCGGUGUUCGAGGUGGAUGGCAAUGUCAACAAGAUAUAUUGCCAGAACUUGUGCCUGCUGGCCAAGUUCUUUCUCGACCAUAAAACACUUUACUACGACGUAGAACCUUUUCUGUUCUAUAUUCUUACGAAGAAUGAUCAAAGCGGUUGCCAUUUGGUUGGCUACUUCUCGAAGGAAAAGCACUGCACCCAAAAAUACAAUGUGUCCUGCAUCCUGACGAUGCCGCAGUACCAGAGGCAAGGCUACGGUCGGUUUCUGAUCGACUUCAGUUACCUGCUGAGCCGUGAGGAGGGACAGCUGGGCACUCCGGAGAAGCCACUUUCGGAUCUGGGUCGGCUUUCCUACUUUUCCUACUGGAAGUCAGUCGUGUUGGAGUACUUGUACAAGCAUCGCAACUACACAAAGAUCACCUUCAAGGACAUAGCCAUUAAAACGGGGCUGGCUAUCUCCGACAUCGCCCUGGCCUUCGAGCUGUUGAACUUCAUCAAGCUGAGGAAGAACGAUGGCGACAUCAGGUAUCAGAUUAAUGUGAAAAUUGACUGGAAAAAGGUUGUGGCCCACCAUAACAAAAUGGCGAGCAGUAAGACUCGAAUAAUCAUAGAACCCGACUGCUUAAGGUGGAGUCCGUUGCUGUCGGUGUCCAAAUUACCCAACAUAAUCAAGCCCAUUUCCAAUCGGGAAUAUUUGAACAACCAAAUAGAGAAAAAGUCAGAUUUCCAGGAAACUAAUGAAGACAAAAGCAGCGUUAAGCAGAGUGUUCCCACCUCUUCGAAGGUGAAUCAGGAACCUCCCGAGUUUCCGGCGAAGAAUCGGGGACCCAGCUCUGAAAAGUUACUGGAUGAAAGGGAAAACCAGCGAAAACGUGCAUAUCCGGAGGAGUUCUUAAAGUCGGCGUCUAAUGAGGCGAAAAAACCCAAGUUGACUGCACCUCAGCCGACCAUUGAGGAUCAGUCCUUUGGCGAGCUCUCCGACUCUUCGGACUGCAAAUCUUCUAAAGAACUUUCGGAACAGUUGACCAAAAGAGCGCAAAGGUUGGCCAAGCGCAACGACGUGAUUCCCCACACCAACAAAAGGAAGCAUUUCGACCGGCCGCUUGAGAGCAAUGCCAAUUCAAGUGACCAGAAUCCGCCAGCUCAAAGUCAAGCGGAAACUUUGGGCACCGAUAGCGGCCCGAAAUUGGAAGAAGCUGCUGCCAAGGAGAUCUGCAAGAGUGUUGUGGAAAAGGAGCAUGUCGACAAACCAGUGAACAUUGUGCCCAAACUGCGGGGAAAGCAGUCCAAUGGUAAGCGCUCCGAGGAGCCUCAGUUCAAUGAAAAUCCAGUCGCAGUUGCGUCGACGAGUCCAGCCAAGGAAACAACCAGAGAGUUGGUUAAAGUGGCAAAAACGGAGAGUCCUGUCAAAAACCAGGAGUCGGCAAAGCACGAUGCUGAGCCCAACAGCGUCAGCGACCAAGUGCUCGAUGCAGUGGCCAAGAAAACAAAAAAGACCUUGUUCUCCGAUGUUACAUCAUACAACACUGAGGAUGUGAAAUAUAAUACAGAGGACAAGCCAAAGGCCAUCGCACCGCAGCCAAAAGAAAGUCCCAAAGAGGCUAUCAUAAAGGAGACCAAGCCGCUUGAAGUUCCCGAGCAAAAGCCCAAGGCUAAGACUCCGGAGAAGCCGGCGGCACCGGAUGCGGUGGCUGCGGAGACAGUAUUGCAGCGCGUACAUGCUCCUGUGGUUACGGAAAAGAUCCAUUCCACGGAAGAGAGUAAACUGGAGUUGGAUGUGAACUACUUGAAACUUUCGCCGGACUCUGCGCUCAAUCCACCAGUGGUUCCAGUGCAGAAACCAGUGGCCGAGCCUCCAGUUGCAAGUGUUCAGAAGGAAAAACCUAAGGAACCUCUGCCCGCUCAGCCAAGCGAGGUUUCACAGAAGCCACCAGAAAUAGAGAGGGUAAAGAAAACCGAAACCCCACUAUCUAAUCCGCCAUCAAACCGUACUGAUUCCGCUCAUGUGGAGCAACCAGCACAGCCACCAGUCAAGGCUGCGCCAGAAAAGGUGGAGCAGCCGAUGGCCAAAGAAGCUGUCGACAUCAAAGAUAAGGCAAUUAAAAAAGCUGUGCCAGAGGUGCCUGUCGUAAAGCCUGAGGCUUCUAGCUGCGAAAAGAAAAUCGAUCCCAGCAAGACUAAGGUGGUACUCGAAAAGGAAUGUAUCAAAAGCGAUCAACAAUUGGUGCAGGUCAAGGAGGAGGAAAAGUUAAAUGCAAGGGCGCCAUCUGCACCCAUUCCCAUCCGGGACAAGAUCCAACUAAAGGGUAACGAGCACGCCCAGUUACAGAACUCCAUUCCCUCCCAGUUCCCACUCAAUCAGAUGCCCAACUAUCACACCUCGCAGUACUGGCAGUGGGAGUACUAUGGCUACAACCUCUCGCAUCUGGACGCAUCGCAGAAGGGACAGAAGCAGUUCCACAAGGACCUGGCCACGACCAUGGCGUACACGCACAACUUUACGCAGAACCUCUAUCAGUCCGCCAAUCUGGCCAUGCACGCCCAUCACCAGAUGCACCAGACCAAGGAGAAGCACAAGGUGGAGCGCAAGAACAGUGGCAAGAAGGAGGAGCAGCCCAAGGUAGUGUCCAGUGUCAAUGUGGUCAGCACAGCUCGCGAGGAUGCCCAUGUACAGCAUUGCAACGAGUACGCGGCCAACAAUCAGGCCUUGUACAAUCAGAAAUGCGUAACUCAGCAGAAGCAGGCUCAGCAAAUGAAGUCUCUGGCCAAUGUCCAAAACCCAGUGCUCCGGCAGAGCAACUCCAACGCGACAGAGUCCACGGUUCUGAUGCCCAAUCCAGUCAUUUCCCAGGCGGGAUCUGUGCCGGCCAAGCAAAAAGUCGAACACGGCGUCAACUCGACAUCGGUCAUUUCGCGCGAGGGAAAGCUCAACAAGAUUGGGCAUUCCAACAUCCACGCCACUGCCCAGCAUGCUAAUAUUCAAGUGGGAGGCGGCCAGUCCGACGUCAAUCCGAACAUGGUUUACAACACGGAGUCCUCGACGAAUUCGGCCAUGCAGCACUACGAUUGCGGAAUCAGUGCCCAGAUAAACAUGGAAUCGCCGGCCAACAUUGGCACCGCCAUCGCGCACGGUCCUCAGGAGAUCUCAGCCACGUCCAAUGUGCAUAUGCAUCAGCCGCACAGGCAGUUCUCCGACUGCUCCAUGCAGAACCAGCCGGUUACCACGCCCAUGCACAUGUCCAUCCAGAACUCCCACAUGCAGCAGCAGAAUAACUUGAAUUUGAAUCUGGCGCCAGAAGGCUCGUCAAAUAUUAACCUCUUAAGUAAUCCACAGCACCAGCACCAGAGCAGGAAACUGAAUGCCCAGGCGGAUAUUGCAGUUAGUUCACCGACACCUUCGCACCGAGCCACCACGCCCAAGCAAAUACGCAGCGGAAAUACCCAGCAACGCGACGCUAAGAACGCGGCGCCACCCACAACCACAACAAAUACUCAUCAUCAGAUUCCCCAGGGCGGAGCGGCGCCAAAUAUUUCCAAGUCGCACCACGACUCUCUGCACAACCUGCAGUUCUCGCAGCACGGACACCAGCAGAACAUGCAGCCCAUCGACUACGUGCCCAUCCCGCAACUCAGUCAGAACUUCUCGGCAAAUCCCUCGAACUAUGACAUUGUGGGCAUGCCGGCGGUCAUCCAACAGCGGAUGUCACUAAACGGUUCCGUGCACUCGCUGGCUAACACGCACCAGCGCAUCGAGCAGCCAUCGUCAGCGUGUGCCGUCAAUAACUUUUACUUGCAAAACAACAUGCCGGCAACCGAGAAUGCGCCGCGAGUGCCGGUCUCCAGUUCUCUAGGCGGUCCGCCGACGGCGGGUAACAAUGAUCAGCGGCAGGCAGGUCAGGACUCGAUAACCACGGCAAACAGUGCUGGCGCACCAGCUUCGCUGGCGGGAAAUCUGUGCAGCCUGUCAAAGCUGCAGCAGCUAACCAAUUGCCUGGAGAGCCAGCCGUGUAACACGUCACCGGGUGCCCAGGUUAAUCUGGCCCCCUCUCCGCACCAUCCUAUUACGCCUAACUCCAUGACCCCUCCGCCGCAUCUGCUCAUGCAGAACAGGAACAUCUCGACGCCACCCAACAUGCUGCAAACGCAGGUGACGCCGCUGCAGUACAAGUACUAUCCGGGCAACAUGAACAUCCCGCCAAUCUCUUCGGCGCAAAAUACGAGUCGGAACACCCGCAACACGCCCUCUGCCCCGGUGCAGCACACCUCGGCGCCCAUGGGCAGCGGCAACAACAGGACCGCCAAUGUCCACAUCAGUCCGAAUUUGAUGGCACCCUACGGAGCGAUCAACAGCUACCGGAUGUCGCCGCAGCAAUCCCCGCCCACUGGAAGCUAUAGCUCGGGGAGCGAGUACCCCAACUCGCAGAUUCCGAUGCAGAUGAUGAAUAUGCAAUCUCAGUACCCGGAUGCCUGCGUGCUGCAGCGAGGCACUCCAUCCAACCCGAUGUAUUCCACGUAUCCCCCCUACUUACCUCUCAACGGUUCUAUUCGCAGAUAAUAGAUGCGCACAUUUUAUAUGUUACUUUAUUAAGUAUGCUUGUACAUAAAUGUGUGCUGUAAAUAAAUAUAUAUUACGUCAAUUUAACAAUCCGA
This is a messenger RNA of Drosophila santomea, 7167 nucleotides long. It is a transcript of the gene enok, whose product is annotated as histone acetyltransferase KAT6A. Bases 197 to 7072 code for a protein of 2291 amino acids. Gene Ontology annotation, cellular component: nucleosome; MOZ/MORF histone acetyltransferase complex. Gene Ontology annotation, molecular function: histone acetyltransferase activity; DNA binding. The transcript has 5 exons. Gene Ontology annotation, biological process: nucleosome assembly; regulation of DNA-templated transcription. The record is from RefSeq and is a predicted model, not a curated record. NCBI's taxonomy places the organism in Eukaryota, Metazoa, Arthropoda, Insecta, Diptera, Drosophilidae.